AUGGGCCUCCUUCAGCUACCUCCCGAGGUAUUGGCAAUGAUUGCUGAGCAUUCGUUGCCAUACUCCGAGGAACUCUCUCUCACAUGCAAGCAAUUGUAUAAUGGGAUAACCCCUGUGAGACAAAGACACAUCGACCUUCGCAAGCAAUACCGAAACUUCUUCUUCACCCCCAGCGUGGCCAAAGUUUCCGACUUGCUGGCAGAAAUUGCCGCGGAUCCCGUCAUUGCCGCCUACAUCGUUCACCUUAACCUGGAGACUCGUCAACACUGUGAAGAUGGUGAAAUAGAUGACGAGUAUAUCGAAAAAAUGAACCGCAAGCUUGCGCCCUUGGUCCUUGGCUCUUCGCACCUCUCCACGCUCAGCGAUGACCAAGAUGGGCUCCACGCGCUCUGGCUGCGAGAAAUCGUGCAUGACGUGGAGCAUGAGAAAAAGGGGGAUGGUCAGGCAGAGUUUUGCAUCGCUUUUCUCGUCUCUCUUCUCGUCAAUGUCGAGACAUUGACCAUGCCGUCACAGUGGUGCGACCUCGAUAUCAUGAGAGGAUCUGAUUCCACGCCCCCGAACCCCGUGAUUGCUCUGCUACAACUCCUUGUCAAGAACGCCAAUAACAAAAGUUUGAAAAACCAACCAUUGCAAAAACUGCGCGUUAUCAAGCCGAGCGCAGAGGUUGAUACGCAAGGUGGCACUGAUCUAGAACCCUUGCUUCCCUUCCUGGCGCUUGACUCUCUGCGAGAGCUGCACCACUGGUGUGCGGUCUUUUCAUCCGGGUAUCGUGAAGACAUGCCUUUUACUGCUCUUGGCCGCAAUAUGGAAGUGAUGAGGCUCGAAGACUAUGUCAUUUACAAAGACGCUGCUAGGUUUCUUUUUAGGCAUAUGAAGAACCUGCGCGUUUUUGAGAUGGAGUACUCUAUGAAGGAUGAGACAGGCUAUGGCUUUGAAGCUGACGAUUUUAUGCAAUACUUGAUUGUAGGGGCAGGAGGGAGUCUUGAGAAGCUGCUUCUCAUCGGGAACCACGUUUGGCCUGACACGGAAGUUUUGAACUGCUCGUUGCGGGGAUUUACGCGGUUGAAGCACCUCGAGCUGAGCACCCUGUUUCUUGUCAAUGGGCCCGGGGCUCUUGGUCCUGGCUAUGGAGAAGAGAACUGUGAAACGGAAGAAGAGGAGAGCGAUGAUGAGGAUGAAGACGAAGACGAAGAUGAAGAUGAAGAAGGAGAGGACGACCAGGAGGAUGAUGAAGCUGAAACUGAAGAUGACGAUGAAGAUGAAGAAGGAGAGGAUGACCAGGAGGGCGAUGAGAUUAAAGGCGAGAAUAACGAAGACGGAGAAGAAGACGCGUCAGACGGGGAGAAGGAGGAUGCGGGAGAUGCUGAAUCAGACAACCAAGAAAUGAGCGAUGGAGAGGAGGACCAGGAUAAGACCGUGGAUGAUGUACCGGAAGGAAUCACGCGGUUAUACCAUGAAGACGGUACACACGACGAUAUGCUUGACUUCUAUCCCGAAGAUCGCCAAACGAAAUAUCGGAACGGCAACACUGUCUGGCGCCUCGUCAGCGCGCUUCCCGAGACGCUCGAGACGCUCGUUAUCCACACUCCUGCUGCACCGCGCAAUAGUUCCUGCGUAGAGCGCAUGUUUCUCUAUUUCGAGGAGCUGCGCGCCGAGCGGCUGCCCAACCUCAAGCGGAUCGAGCUGCGCGUGAGUCUGCGAACGCGCUGGGGCGACCUGCUGGAGGGCGGCGACGAUGAGGUGGCUCAUCUGCAGGCAUUUUUCGCCGACAAGGACAUUCUCACCAAGUUUGAGGUGUAUGAUGACGUGAUACACUGGAUCAACCGUGAUGAGCCAACCUGGUGGUGA
This is a messenger RNA of Cordyceps fumosorosea ARSEF 2679, 1848 nucleotides long. RefSeq lists its product as hypothetical. The record is from RefSeq and is a predicted model, not a curated record. The transcript has a single exon. The coding region runs from base 1 to 1848 and encodes 615 amino acids. Lineage: Eukaryota; Fungi; Ascomycota; Sordariomycetes; Hypocreales; Cordycipitaceae.